Musa acuminata AAA Group (dessert banana) is the source of this 1455-nucleotide messenger RNA. Its product is annotated as WRKY transcription factor 71. NCBI's taxonomy places the organism in Eukaryota, Viridiplantae, Streptophyta, Magnoliopsida, Zingiberales, Musaceae. The transcript is spliced from 3 exons. The record is from RefSeq and is a predicted model, not a curated record. Gene Ontology annotation, biological process: regulation of DNA-templated transcription. Bases 112 to 1113 code for a protein of 333 amino acids. Gene Ontology annotation, molecular function: DNA-binding transcription factor activity; sequence-specific DNA binding.
UAGAUCACAGAGGCGUCCUUCCCCUCCGCUCAUUUCCCUCCUCCCCGUUUCUUUGCACCGAAACCACGCAACACUACUCUCUUCCGAUCUCUUUCACACCGGGCUCUCCCCAUGUCUGGAGAUCAGGAGCGGAGUCACUUCAGCUUCCCGUCGCAUGACGAGCUGUCGUCGCUCGUCUCCUGGAAGCCAGCGGGCGGCGCCACCGACAGUGUUGGUGAUCCACGCGGUUUCGGCCCCCGGGCGGUACCGCCGCCCGUGAGCCUCACCGACGUGUUGCGUGGCUCGAUGAUGGACUACGGCGCUCUCGCUCGAGCUUUCGGCUUACCGUGUUCGGCGCCGUCUGACGUACUUGCUCCCGGUGGGAUGGCGUCGUCCCGUGAACUGAUGGCGGAUGUCGGCAAUGCUGGCAACAGCAUGACGCCGUCGUCCGGGUGCGGUGGAAGUGCGACCCCGAUGACGCCUAACUCCUCGACCUCCUGGUCGUCCACCGAAGCCGCCGGCGAAGAAGAUGCCGAGCGGUGCAAGAAGGAUGAGCCGAAGCAGGAGGAGGAGGUGGAGAAGCAACGGGUCAAGGUGGAAGAGGAAGGGGGUGACACGUCCGAGAAAGUCAGGAACAAAAGCAAAAAGAAAGGAGAGAAAAGGCAAAGGGAUCCCCGUUUUGCUUUCGUGACCGAAAGCGAGGUCGAUCAUCUCGACGACGGCUAUCGGUGGAGGAAAUACGGCCAGAAAGCAGUCAAGAACAGCCCUUACCCGAGGAGCUACUAUCGUUGCACGACACAGAAGUGCCCGGUGAAGAAGAGGGUGGAGAGAUCUUAUCAGAAUCCAAGAAUCGUGAUCACCACCUACGAAGGGAAACAUGCUCACGAAUGCCCCGCAACAGUCAGAGGGAGCACACACUUGUUACCACCUCCUUCGGCGAUGUCGACCAGCUUCUGCCAGAAUCUUGUGAUGCAGCAGAUGAACCAACUGAACAAUGACAAUAGCCUGCAAGCGAACAUAAACCCUAAUGUGUAUCUGGCGAACCUGCCGCCUUCUCUCCAGCAGCUCCAACUCCCCGACUACGGUCUCCUGCAAGACAUAAUUCCUUCCUUCAUUCACGGCGGCCAACCAUGAUAUGGAUACGGCUUCACUACUGCAGCUUCUUGUUUUAGACCUCUAUUUUUGUAUGAUGCGAUGACCCCCGCUUUCUUGUACAUGAAUCUAGUUUUAAUAUCUUGAGAUAACGUAGCAAACUCUCGAGGCUAAAAUCUGCCGAGAUAACCGAGUGCCUAAUUCUUCUCCACUACGACUGAGAGCUCAUCUCACAUUUCAUCUGCAAUAGCAAAUGGCGAGAGUUUUCUUGGAAAAAGAGAUGAUGAGAUGAGAUCGACACUAUCGUCUUCUGGCAUUUAUUUGGUAAACGGAGUUUGUUGUGGCGUGUUCAUGUCUAUUAGAUCACUGCAGAGAUUGUGCUUC